Molecule: messenger RNA, 1292 nt
Organism: Papaver somniferum (opium poppy)
Lineage: Eukaryota; Viridiplantae; Streptophyta; Magnoliopsida; Ranunculales; Papaveraceae
Product: protein DOWNY MILDEW RESISTANCE 6-like
Exons: 3
Coding region: 62-826 (254 amino acids)
Source: RefSeq, a predicted model, not a curated record
AUUCCUUUCUCAGACAUAUAGAGAUAUCUAAGAACCCAUUAUAGUAACAAAAUCUUUCUCAAUGGAGAAAACAACGUCUUUUGAAUUUGCCUUCAACUCCUCUUCCAUCUCUCUUUUUCCUAACUUCAUACUACCAGAAGAUGGUGAUGAUGAUAUCGAUGGAAAUGAAGAACGAACAACUACUACUACUGCUUAUGCUAGGCCUAACCUCUCCAAAGUUAUGCCACUGACUUCCAUACCCACAAUAGAUAUGAGCAUUGAUCAUGAUUCUUUAGUUUCGAUAAUAGCGAAAGCUUGUGAAGAUUUUGGUUUCUUUCAAAUAAUUAAUCAUGGUGUGCCUCGUGACGUUUACAAGAAAAUGAUGGAUAUUUCGACUGCUUUCUUCGGUUUUCCUUGUGAAGAAAGAGGCAAGUUGUACUCCUCUAAUCCACAUGAAGUAGUGAGAGUUGGAAGUGGUUAUGUUGAGCUUCAAAAUAAAGAGAGGGUUAAUUUAUGGAUGGAACGACUUAGCCACCUUGCUCAUCCGUUCUUGAAAGACAACGCGCAUCUGUUACCUCAAAAUCCUCCUGAAUAUAGGGAGAUUGCCGUCGAAUAUGCGAAAGAAAUAGCUGAUUUGGUAGACAGACUCUGGGGUUUGUUAUCAGAAGGGCUUGGAGUAGAACCAGACUAUCUGAGAAAAAGAUUUGAAAAUAAUGUCAUCAUUCACCAAAUUGUGAAUUUCUAUCCACCAUGCCCGGACCCGGAGAAAACACUAGGACUUCCACCUCAUACAGAUAUAGGCUUGAUAACAGUUCUUCAACAAGUUGAAGGCGUUUCAGGCCUUUAAAUUGUGAAAGAUGGGGAAUGGUUGUCUGUGGAUCCUCUUCCAGAUGCACUAAUCAUCAACCUUGGCGACCAGUUUGAGGUAUUGAGCAAUGGAAGGUUCAAAAGUCAGGACCACAGGGCUGUGAACAACGCAAAAAUGCAACGUCUGUCGGUCGUAACACAUUGUAAACCAAAAAUGGAAGUUGUCAUUGGACCUAUAGAUGAACUGGCUAUCAAUGCAGAGCAGACUCCACUCUACAGACAAUAUCCUUUUGAAGAGUAUAAUACACAGUACUAUAAAGAUUUUAAAGUGGUGAGGAAGGUUAAAGAAUUGUUCUUAUUGCACCCUUAGAAAUCAACCUUCAUGUACUCAUUUCAUUUCAGCCUAUUAUUUAAUUUGGCAAAUUAAGUGUUAUAAUGAAUAGCCUUUGUGUGGUAAAUGUUUGAUUUGCCAGUUCUGUUAUGAAUAAUAUAUAUAGCCUUUGGAG